Molecule: messenger RNA, 2760 nt
Organism: Sceloporus undulatus (fence lizard)
Lineage: Eukaryota; Metazoa; Chordata; Lepidosauria; Squamata; Phrynosomatidae
Product: desmocollin-1-like
Biological process (GO): homophilic cell-cell adhesion
Cellular component (GO): desmosome; plasma membrane
Molecular function (GO): calcium ion binding
Source: RefSeq, a predicted model, not a curated record
AUGGUGUUAUCAGCUGCAGUGAGAUAUAGAGGUAUCAUCUUGGGAAGAUUUAUCUGGCUUCUGCUUUUCUUUGACCUCAUGGUACUGAGUCUAUUUUGUGAAGCUUGUGAGAAAGUUACUUUUAAUGCCCCUCAUAAAUUGGAAGCAGGAAUGUUUAUUGGCAAAGUAAACAUGAAACAGUGUUUUCAUCAGUCUGGAAUUAUUAGCUCAAGCAAUCCCAAUUUUAUAGUGCUGGAUGAUGGUUCAUUGUAUACAACAAAUGCAAUGUCCUUGUCUUCCCAUGAAAACAUCAUUGCCUUAUCCUUUAAAGGCACUGAUGAAAAUGAGCCAAGAACAAUACAUGUACAUUUGUUAACAUAUCCAGAAAAGGCAGCAAGACAUAAGAGAAGACAUGUACGAGAGACUGUUCUUAGCCGAACUAAACGAAGAUGGGCUCCUGUCCCAACUAUUUUAAUGGAAAACUCACUGGGACCAUAUCCAAUGCAAAUUCAACAGUUAUCUUCUGACAUGGCCCUAAAGUACAAUAUUAGAUAUUCCAUAAGUGGUCCUGGUGUUGACAGACCACCACUGCAUUAUUUCUACAUUGAGGCAGAAACUGGAAACCUCUUUGUUACCAGUCCAAUAGAUCGGGAGGAAUACCCAGAAUUUCAGCUGAUUUGUUAUGCAAUGACCCCGGAUGGAUACACGCCAGAAAUACCACUUGUGCAUACCAUCAAAAUAGAGGAUGAUAAUGACAAUGCUCCAGAGUUUGACCAUGAUAUUUACACUUUUCACGUUCUCGAAAACAGUAGAAUUGGAACAAUAGUUGGAGAAGUGACAGCAACAGACAAAGAUGAGCCAAACACCUUACAUACCAAAGUGAAAUACAGAAUUUUGUCCCAGCAUCUCCAAAGUUAUCAGAACCCUGGUCCAUUUGCCAUACAUCCAGAUUCAGGAUGUAUUACUGUUGCAUCAUCAAAUCUGGACAGAGAGACAACAUCUGAAUAUUUAUUAGAAAUAGAAGCAAGAGACAUGGGAGGCCAGGAGUUUGGCUUGUGCACAACAGCAAAAGUGCUAAUUGAGAUUGGAGAUGUAAAUGACAACGUUCCAGAAGUACUACAAACUGUGUAUGAAGUGACCCUGUUAGAAAACACAGCAAAUGUAGAACUAAUAUGCAUCCCUGCGAUGGACAGUGAUGAACCUGGGACACCUUCAUGGUUGGCUUCAUUCACUAUUAUAAAGGGAAAUGAAGAUAAUAGUUUUUGCAUUACCGUUGAUCAAGAGAGAAAUGUUGGAUGUUUAGAUGUUUUAAAGGGCUGGACUAGGAAUACCAAGGAAAGAAGAUUAAAAAUUGUUGAAUACGAAGCACCUUAUGCUGCAGCAGCAAGUGCAAGGGCCAUUUCAACAAGUAUGUCACUGUGUGAUCGAAUUAGGGCAGAUGAGGGACCAGUAUUUGAGCCCUGUGAAUGUCUGUACAUAAAGGAAUGUUUACCAAGUGGAACAGUGGUUGGUAACUACCAAGCAAGGGACCCAGAAACUGGAAAUAGUGGAAGCAUAAGUUACAGAAUAGUAAAUGACCCAUGCAAUUGGAUCAUCAUUGACCACAAAGGAGAUCUGAAGACCACUAAAAUUUUAGACAGAGAUGCACCAGACAUGACAGACAGUCAGUGCAAUGUUACAGUUUCUGCUACUGAUCAAGGUGGUCAAACAGGUAUUGGAGAAAUUGUGAUAACACUGAUAGAUGAGAAUGACAAUUACCCUGUGGUUACCAGAACAAAUUACAUCAUGUGUAAGGACAAAACACCAGUGCAAAUUAAGGCCUUUGAUGCUGAUAUGCCUCCUCACACUACACCUUUCCACUUUGAAAUAGAAAUGCCUGUGGACUCUACAUGGACAAUAACAUCAAAUGAAGAUGCAUCAGUUUUGAUUUCAGCAGUGGAAGAUAUAGACUAUGGCUAUUAUACAAUUGUCCUUAGAAUAUAUGAUAAUGGAGGUACAAGUGGAACAAGUGAAAUAGUAAUUCACCAUUGUGACUGUGUCAUUCCAAGUGAAUGCCCAAGUCAGUUCUCUCCUUUGAAUGCCCCUGUAGAUCGUAGUCCAUCUGAAGUAGUGUAUAGUACAGCUUUUGUUCCUUGGGGUGUUGUUUCAACAGUAUUUGGAUCACUAUUACUGAUGGCAGGUGUGGGCACACCAGUUGGUCUUUGGCUUCGUAAAAGAGGUCCCAUGACUCAUGAAGUCUCUGAUAAUUCAGCUUUUCAAAACUUAAUUGUAUCAAAUACCGAGGCACCAGGGGAAGAAGUAAUGGACCUGAACAUAGUUCCUGUGAAAAUUGUGAAGACAUCUGUGAGCAUGAGCACAGUUCUUGAAAAAAAUGAGAAGGGGGAAAGCAUGGAACUAGUGAAAGGAGAAGGGGGCUCCACAGCAGAAUUACUCAAAGGGGGAGGAAAUCAUAUAACAGGAUCUUUGCGACAUAUUGAACAGCCCCUACGGAAUUCAUGUAAAGAUAUCUGUUCAGAAUGGCAGAAUUUCACCAAUCCUCAUUUAGCUGAAAUGGUGUUUCUUUGUGGACAGGAUGAAGAACGUAAACAUGUUGGAGAAUAUGUAGUGCCAUAUACCUAUGAAGGAAAAGACUCACCAGUUGGCUCCCUAAGCUCUUGUACGGGUGAGUCAGAAGAAGAAGAACUUGAUUUUUUGAAUGAGCCAGAGCCUCCCUUUCGGACAUUAGCUGAAACCUUUGUAAAUUCAUUGGGAAGUUCCCCUGUACAAACUUCAUUGAAAUGA